Molecule: messenger RNA, 588 nt
Organism: Aspergillus alliaceus
Lineage: Eukaryota; Fungi; Ascomycota; Eurotiomycetes; Eurotiales; Aspergillaceae
Exons: 2
Coding region: 1-588 (195 amino acids)
Source: RefSeq, a predicted model, not a curated record
AUGGUGCAAAAGUGCUUCAUUGUGACGCUGCGUAGAUUUGAGGCCUGCAAACAGCGAUCGAAGAUUCUGGGAGAACUAGAGUCAUUGAGAAAUGUUCUCCCUGAUGAUGAAUACCCUUGCUACCCAUCGGACGGAUCCGAGUUGAGACACUUCAUCCACCUGAAUGAUUGCCUCGCCCAUGUGGGCGAAACAUGCCGUUAUGAAGACAUUGACCACCUAGAGGGACACCUUAUCGAUAUUGAAAAUAUUCCAUCUAUUCUAGAAAAAGUGUUUGUGAAUCCUGAACUAGCUGUUGGUCAAAAUUUACCGAAGAGGGACGUAUUCUCUCUGGAGAAUUCUUCUAGCUACAUCAAUAUCUACGAGUUCUUACGGCCGGAAAAUCACUACCGCGGGUUUGCAUACCUUGAGCUGAACGCAAUAUUCAUCAGAGAAGAAAAGAGACUAUCCAGAAUUACUCUCUUUGUUGUUAUUACUACCGCUUUAUUGACUUACACGGGUAGCAGAGUAUUCAAUAGCUGGGAAGCUGGUGUUGGUCUUGGGGCACUAUAUACAUCUUUGAUAACCUUACGGGUCAUGUUGGAUGAGUGA